CAUACUGAUGAAUAACAUCAGAAAAAAUUAUGUAAAUAAAUCGUGCUAACUAUUUAUAUGUAUAAAAAUUGAAUUUAUGAAACUUGAUUCAAUUACAUGUAAAAAGUUUUUCUUACACUAAUACAUCGAAAAAACGAAACCAACAACAACUACAUUCAAAUUCUUGUAACAAGUUUUUAAAGUACGCAAGUAAAAGAAAACGAUAAAAACAAAAAAAAAAUUACAAAAAGAAAAGUAAAAGUUUCCAUGUUUUCAUUGUGGAACUCGGUAUAUUUGCAAAGUUGACGAGAAAAACUUGUUUUUAGUUUUUUUUCUAUUUUUAUUUUUAUUUACAUAAAUUAACUUUUAUUAAAAAAAAAAGUCUAGUAUUUUUUUUUUAAACCGGGGAUUAAUACUCAUAUAUUUAUUAUUAUUUCCCCCAAAAUCAAUUUCAAGGGUACAAAAAAAAAAACUGAGGCGGUGAAUUUCAAACUUGUGAUAGUAAUAAAUAGAGAUAACUACCAUGACAAAGAUAUAUCAACAAAUAGUUGUAGCCUUUUUGGCUUUAACCGUUUAUGUGAAAGAUGUCACUUCAGCUGGUUGUCUAUCAGAAGUCGACGAUAUCGAUUACCCAAAGUCAAUUCGAUCAGAUCUCUACCGAGGAGAGCAAGCAUUUACUGUUUCUAUGCUUGAUGCUAUUAAUAAAGCUACACCCAAUGAAAACAUAUUCUUUUCACCAUAUAGUACGUAUCAUGCACUUUUGUUAGCAUACUUUGGGGCUCGAAAUGAAACCGAAGCCGAACUGAUCAAAGCCCUUAAUCUUAAUUGGCCAAAGAACAAGAAUCAUGUCAGACAAGCGUAUAUAGCCGAAAAAAAAAGUCGUAAGAUGCGAUCUGAUAAUAGUCCAAUUGAUUUUGCUUCUGCCGAUAGGAUUUUUUUCUCGAAGGAAGCUACAUUGCAUGAGUGUAUGCGUGAUAUUUUCUCCGAAGAGCUUCAAGUAAUGGAUUUCCGCUCAAAUCCAGAACAAUGUAGAAUGGAAAUAAAUAGUUGGAUUGCAAAUGUGACGAGGAAUGAAAUUCCUGAAGUACUUAAUGCUGGCGAUAUUGCUACGGACACAAAUUUAGUUCUUGGAAAUGCUGCAUACUUUAAGGGGCAAUGGGAAGCUAAAUUCGAUGCAAAAGAUACAACAAAGGAAGUUUUUUAUACUUCUUCAAAUAAGCAGACAUUUGUUGAUAUGAUGCAUAUAAAUGGAACAUACGCUUUAUCUGUCGAUGAGCGUCUACGAGCACAUGUUCUUGAAAUGCCCUACUUAAGUGACAAGAAAGGUGGUAUUUCCAUGGUUAUUAUCCUUCCACCUUUCGAACCAAACAGUUUGGACGAAGUUUUAAAAAGACUUACUCCUGAUACCUUGAACAUGGCUUUAAAAGAGGGCAUGGCAAGGGAGAUUGAGAUUUCGUUGCCUAAAUUCGAGUUUGAACAGAACAUAGAGCUAUUGCCUAUUCUUAACAAAAUGGGUAUCAAUCAACUUUUCGGACCUAACGCUGAUCUCAGUGGUUUCUCAGUGGACAAACAACUUUCGCUUGGAGAUGCUAAACAUGUUGCCAAAAUAAAGGUCGAUGAAGAAGGUAGUACAGCUGCUGCUGCAACAGUGCUCUUUAGUUUCCGAUCUGCUCGACCAAUUGAACCAACAAAAUUCGAAUGUAAUCAUCCAUUUUUAUUCCUAAUUUAUGACCAUAAGACACAAGCAAUACUUUUUACCGGAAUCUAUCGCGAUCCUAUGACACAAAAAUAAAAAUCUUUCCUUUUAUUUUUUUAAUUUAUAUUUUGAUUUAAGUUAAAUUUUAAUAGCAUGUUCGAUAGCAAAUCGUUCACUCACUGUAAAUAGAUUUUUUUUUUUUUAAGAAUUCUUGGUUUCCAAAUUCAAUUCACUAAAGUUUAAACUUGUAAUUUUGUCAAUAAUUUAAAAAACAUUAUAAAUAAAAUUAAUAAAAUAUAAAUGUUAUGACUUUUUUCUA
Messenger RNA from Episyrphus balteatus (marmalade hoverfly), 1994 nucleotides. Its product is annotated as serine protease inhibitor 88Ea. The transcript is spliced from 3 exons. Gene Ontology annotation, molecular function: serine-type endopeptidase inhibitor activity. The coding region runs from base 503 to 1771 and encodes 422 amino acids. Lineage: Eukaryota; Metazoa; Arthropoda; Insecta; Diptera; Syrphidae. The record is from RefSeq and is a predicted model, not a curated record.